This is a messenger RNA of Hypomesus transpacificus, 7455 nucleotides long. RefSeq names its product reticulon 3 (gene rtn3). Gene Ontology annotation, cellular component: postsynaptic density; neuron projection. The record is from RefSeq and is a predicted model, not a curated record. The coding region runs from base 566 to 3646 and encodes 1026 amino acids. Gene Ontology annotation, biological process: brain development; endoplasmic reticulum tubular network formation; neuron differentiation. Lineage: Eukaryota; Metazoa; Chordata; Actinopteri; Osmeriformes; Osmeridae. The transcript is spliced from 3 exons.
AACUGCAAAUGAAGUCGGUCAGCCUGUUUCUGUAAAUAGUUAUUACUUAUAACGAUGGCCCGAGUAGCAUGAAAAUGGCACCGCCUGUGUGCCAAACAUUAAGAGAUAGGGGAUAGCUUAUAUUUUGUAGACUAUAUGUCUUUGUGUUUCGUUUUAAAGAUCUUCCUAAAACUUCACCACUGUGUCAGUUGAUUUUUGCCUUUUCAGGAUUGUUGUGUCAUGCAGAAGUUAGUCCUGUCAUUAUCAACGAGCCAUGCCAAAUCUUCGGCAGUGGUGCUAGUUGACUUACCAUUUCUUGGUGAUAAAUUGAUGCCCAUGGUAAUUAGGUUACUGUAGAAUUGAAUAUACAGACAAACAGAAAUGCCUACACUUGAGCAUACAUUGGUGCCUUUUAAUUUAAUAGGGUGAAAGUUGCUUGUGAAAAAUAAUAAAAACCACACAGAUAGGAUCUUUAAUCCGACACACAAUUGUCUCCAAAGAGAAUGUGCUAUAGGCUACCCAUGGUAAACAGGUAGUCUAUAUUAGGCUACGGCCUAGAAAAAUCCCACCCUCGUAUAACCUCAAGAUGGUGUUCUGUGAAUUCUUUAAGUUUGCUUUCAUAGCUCAUAUUUUAAAAACAGAAAUACAAACGGAAUAUGGUGACAAUAAUUAUUCCCUCAUAGGACCUCGAUCAAUUCAGAAAGCUACAUGUUGCGGCGACUGCAAUCUGCACUGCAGAUGCAUUGUUACUCGGCAACGGGCAAAGGGAGGAUCUCUUAAAGAUUCCUUUCUUUCCUCUUCGCCUGUAUCUCUCAUUCAGUCUCCUCAAGCAGACAAAAGGGUCGUCCUGGGCUCUGACAAGCCCUCUGAAGGUGUGGCCACAUCCCUCCGCUUUCCCUCUCAACCAGGCUCAUUCUCUCCCGGUAACUAUGGGAGCGAGGGAUCGGGGCCGCCCGACGGACAACCGGACUCGCCAAUCAAGACAUCCCCGGUGUCUGAAAGAAUCAAGGCCCUGGAAGCCCUCGCUGCGAAGAAGAGCGAGCCCGAGAACCGGAGCGACAGCACGUCUCUUCAUUUCAAAGAUCGGCAUUUCGAGAAGUCUCCGACUGAGGCGCCCGCGGACGCCCCUCCGGUCUUCCAGAAGAAAGGGGGUUCCACUGAUCAAGAGUCCCCAGAAUCCCCCUUUGAGGUCCUGGGAGAUGCACGACAGGGUAGUGAGUUUGAAGACACGGCUGAAUGGAUGAGGGCCCAUUUACCCCCCGUUCCUGACUUUGACGACGCUGUAGACUCACGCAAGUGUUCUCUUGUCUCAGGGAAGACCAGUAAGUCGCAUGAGAUAAAGGGGGCAAAUGUAGUCAUACCAGAUGUACCAGCAGCUUUUGCUGGUGUCCCUGAUGCCUUCAUGGACUCUCCCGUUGAAGCACCCAAACUGAAAGAUCAGGACUCAGCCAAGCAGUCCAGCAUUGAAGAGGAGGCUGAAUUUGAUAUUAGCUUUUUACCAACUGCAUACAUGUGUGACAAACAAAAGAAACCGGACAUCCAAACUCCUCUAACUAAACCAGACUCUGAGCCCACCCCUUCACCUGCUCCACCGGUCGGUUUUGACUCCCCAUCUCCACCUCCCUCCCCCCCUGCUGCCUCUGACCCAAAGCAGAAGGUUUCUGAGACCAAGAAUACUCUGUGCGGUGGUGACAUGGAGCCUCUGGAUGUGGCUGAAGUGGACAGUUCAGGAGAGUCUGAUGACACCGUCAUUGAGGAUGCAGCUUCUGUCCCUGCCCCUUCUAUCCCUGCCCCUUCUAUCCCUGCCCCUUCUAUCCCUGCCUCUUCUAUCCCUGCCUCUUCUAUCCCUGCCUCUUCUAUCCCUGCCUCUUCUAUCCCUGCCCCUUCUAUCCCUGCCCCUUCUCCAUCCAAUCUUCCAACCCCUGCGCUUUCAGCCCCUUCCUCUUCAUCCCUCUCCACCGAGGAGUCCCAACCAGUGAAACAGGAGAAACAGCCAAUGCAAGUUCCCACUAUUAAUGUUAUUGAGACAGAAGAGCCAAAUUACAGUGAUGAAGAGAUGGAGAUGGAGAUGGAGAUUGAGGAGGAAGAGGAUGAAAGUUACAAAGUAGUUAAAGACCCAGUCAAAGACCCGGUCAAAGAGGCACCCAUACCCACUGAACCUCAACCCAAGGUGACCAAAACGGAACCAUCCAAAAUCCCACCCUUAGAGUCAGAAUUUAUGGGAGGUUAUUCUCCUCCAUCCUCUCCCGUUGACUCGGAUCCUGAGUACUCACCUCAACACAAGGUCCUCAAACCAGGUUCUGAUCAGGCUGACAGACAGUCAGCUAUUGAUGAUUUACAGCAUGCAGCUGUCUCAAAGGCCCCAAGUUCUGAUGCCUCGCAAACACAAUCUGACAAAACACAGACCUAUAAGGAGGCCGAUGAAAUUUCUCCCACUUUCACUGCCAAACCAUCCAUUAAAACGGUAGACGUUGACUUUCCAGACAAUGAUGAUGAGUGGUCAGAUGAUGCACCAGAAGUCUUGGGUCAGUCUGACUUGGCUAAAGUUGUUGCUCGGGAUCGUCCACAAAGCACCACUUCAAAGAUGGAUGAGAAGCCAAGCAGUGAUAUGAAACAAGAAUACAUGGAAACUGUUGCACCUUUGAGAUCCAGCUUCAUGCAGGACGACAUGACAGCUAGAUAUGAUAGACAGUCAUUUGACGAUUAUGAUGCACCACCAGGCUUUGAUGACUAUGAUGACAAGUUGAAAGAUUUUGACUAUGACACUGUUACUAAGCCCUCAGACCCAACAUCUCAGAUUCAUAUUGAAACUCUACUCCCAUUGAACAGUGCUACAACAGAGAUUACAGAUAUGGAAGAAAUCACCUCAAUGACUUCACAAGAGUCCUUUGUCCACCCAGUGGGUGCUCAACCAUCUCAUAUGGAGUUUCCCAAAGAUCCCUAUUCGACUUUCCAGAGUGAACCGCAAAACAGUGUCAAGGAACCAGUGACAGAUCUGAAAAAAGAAAACGUUGUUCCUGAAGACAUGGUCAACAGUGAAACCAUCCUUCCACACAAAGUGGUUGCAAAGACCCAAAAGGACACUAAAGCGGAUCACCGUUCACCCGACACGACAAGUGACCCAGAAAGCAUAGAGCCUGAAUGCUCUGUCUCUGCCGCCACAGACAGCUUUGUGGACUUUAUGAGGGAGUGCCUGAAGUCACAACAGAAUGAAGAACCAGAAGAUCUUAGUCAGGGUCUCUCAACCAAGCAUGAACUUCCCAAGACGGGCGCUUCCCAAAAUCCUCCUACUAUGGUGAUGGAUCUGGAGCAGGAACGUCUCACUAUCAGUGCCCUCAAAGAUCUGGGGAGCAGUCAGGAGGAAGAGGAAGAUCUCCAGUCCCAUGUAAAGGCUUCAUCAGCCUCCAACCUGGGCAAAUCCCAGACUUCCUUCAACUCAAAUCCCAUCCCUUCGUCUCCUCAAACCAAGCCUGCUUCUGACUGCAGCUCGUAUUCGAAAGAGGUAGAGGCCAUUGACCAGUGGGUGGCCGAGGCCUACCAUCUUGCCGAGCAUGUCUUGACAGCAAUACUAACCCACUUGUCAGGUAACACGUCUUCCCUCUGGGCUUUAUGCCUGCAAACCUUUCACACAAGCACCGCACAAAGACCCCACCCUCCUCUCACUUAAUCCUUUUUUCUCACAACUGUAGUUCUGAUCUAGGUGGAAACCAAACCUAACACUUUGCACGUGUUGAAGAAUCUUGAUAACCCUGUAUUAUGAUGACAUUAUUACCUUUUUGCUGUGCAAAUUGUCAUUCAUAAAUGAUAUGGUUGUUUGUUGGCCUGACUAACAUUGUUUUACACAUUUUACCAAAGGCUCUAUGGAAGGUUUCAUUCUGCAGCCAUUGUGAGAGCUCACAAAGGUUGUGUGACCAUGCAAGCUGUAUAUAGUCUAAAGAGAUAUCCUUGUCUGUGUAAUAUUAAGAUCCAUCCUGCCCUAUGUCCUUAAAAGCUUGACAGUGGAUGGAUGGAGGUGGGUCAUGGUGGGGUUUAUAAACAUGGUGUCAGGGUGUCUGCUUGCCAUGGCCCUGGAAGUCAGGCUGAACAGUCGAUCCCCAGUGUUGGGUUUCUGCUUCGAUGCAACUUUCCACAGAACACUGCACUUACAGGAGGCGUUCGUUUCAGAAAGAUGACGGUCAUUACAGGAGAUUUACUUAACCUUUCACCAUGGCCAAUCAUUAACAUCUGAUGCAUGUGGGAUUACACAUUACAAGAGCAAUGAUGCGGCACAAUUAUGCAAAAAGGAUCUGAUAUCUUUGAUCCACUGGGCCUCUCCUCUCAUUGUGUGCCAGUAUAUGGGCUCCGAGUGAGUCAGCAUCAGCUAAUUAGCUAGAUGUCACAAAGUUUCAUCUCUCCCUCCCACAGGAAAAGUAUCUGCCUUGAAUGAAUACAAAUACAAAUUAUGAUAGUCACCUUGUCUAGCAAAAGAUUCAGGUUUUACUUUUGUGUCACAGUUGCUGAGGUUACAACAUACGUUACAGUGAAUGUAACAUAUUUAGCCAUUCGUACCACAUACUAGCUCACAGUUUAUACUUUUAUGUGGGGGCUAAAAUGUCAAAUUGGUAGAACUAUCCCUAGCCAAGGUAAUUCUCACUAUGCACCCACAGUGGAACCCCUUUAACCAGCACACAUUUCCCACCCUGCGCAUGCUAACAUGAAACCCAAGCUGUGCAUACACUGGCUGGUAUGCAGACAGAGUAAGGUCUGUUGGCUGUCAUAGGCGCUCGUGCACGUGCCAUAACCUACCCUGGGCGCGGUAUGGAGCUGUAGGUCGUAGCUCAGGCAACCAGAAACUAGGUGAAAGUGUUCUUGAGAAAUCACGGAGGGACUGACAAUGAAGCAAUUCAAAAAGAACCCCAACUCUGCUGAAAGAGGCUCUGUUGAAAGCAGACCUACAGACUAGUGCUCAUAGACAUGCUGAAUGCAUCAUGUAUGUGUUUAGCAAUCUUCUUGUGUUAAUGUCGUUUAGUUUUUUUUAAGACAACUUCAAUUGAUUUGCCCUGUUUUGAGUUUAAACCUGACAGUCUUAAAUGAUUGUCUUCAGAUGUGAACCUCGGUGCUGUUUUAGUCGUUCUCUCCACUGCUGCUUCAAAACUCACUAGGUUAUUGGGCGGGUUAUGCCUGGCUAGGUGAGUUUAUUUUAGAGGGUGUAGGCUAAAUGUUUGAGAUGACUGAUCUCCUUUGUUAACUUGCUGGAGUAAUUGUUUCUUCUCUAAGGAGCCAAGACAAACAUGAUCAGGAUCAAGGCUAAUGGUGAUCCAAUGGUCCUCCUGAUACAGAAUCAGUGGCCAGCAGAGAAGCUUUCAAUGCGUCUUGUUAGUUAGAAAUCCUACACUUGACUGCCGGGCCUUUAAAGAUUAGUUCAAAUCAGGCAGUCCCAUUUGUUGUGGAAGACUUAUGUUAAUCUUGUGUGUGUGUGUGUGUGUUGACUUGAGGAGGAAGGCUGGGGUUAGUAACGGAUCAUGUGAAUACUAAAACGGGACUUAUCCAGCCAUGUCUAUGUUUACAAAUCACAAUGGCAAUUGACACUGCUAAUGAAGCUGUCUGAGGGUUAAUCUUUUGUUUUAAGUAAAAAAUAAAUAAACAGAAAAGCUAUGCCGAAUAGAUUACGGUCCACAUUUACACAUUCAGGCAUACACAUGCACAUACACAUGCAUACACUUUGUUAGAGCGAGCGGUGCUUGUACCUUUAAGAGAUGCUCACUGCACAGCGAGGUAGAAAGCAGGCCACUGCGGCUCCUCUACCACUGGGACCCGCCACAGCUAGAUCUAGGGCCUGUAAUGCAGCUCGGGAGAGAGGGGAGGGAGGGACCAAUAAUGGAGAACCUCCUCCCUGUGGGUACCAGCAAAGCAUUCUGGGAGGGACACAGACCCCUGCAGUGUUGGGUGUGAAAACCCCGUUCAUGCUGUCAUAGUAGCCUCAGCAUGCAGCAUCAGGAACAAUGGAGCACUCUCUCUCUGCGACCACAGUUGCUAGUGCUGCUGAACUGGCUGUCAGGAACACUGCUUUGUAAACACGUUUUUCAACCCUAUUUUAGCAGUAGGCUUUAUUGGCUGCCUGCUUAGCUGUAGACGGCUGGUUUCAGUAAUGUUUUCUCAAAAUUAAGUAACAAAAAAAGCAGAGCCUAAAGUGGGUGAAUAAUUGAUAGAUUUAACAUUAUUCAUCUGCUGUCCGUAGAAAUAUUUCUCUAUGUGAGUAGUCAAUGUUUCCCUAAUGGCUUCCUAAUUAAGCUCCGACAAUAGAGUCAUGUAAAACAAACAGACCCUAUUAAUUACUGCUUUAACAGGAUGGAUAAGAAUGUUUUUUUAUAAUUGUAUUAAUCUAUAUCUCAUGGUCUCAUAAAGGUGGUUACUUCUACAGUAUACACACAGUAGGAAUAGAUACAUUCCUACUACCGGUCUGUAUGGUUUGGCCUCAUAGCAGCUGUCUACAAGCUGCUAGCAUAUGGUGAAGGGAGUCCUAGCUGCCCUAUAUUGACAGAACUCGCCUGCGGUCCAUGUCAGACUGGAUCUGCUGUGUGUUUCUGUUCAGAAGAUGCGGCGUGCGAGCGAGGCCUCCUCUGGCUCCGUGCUCUGUGUAUCUGAGCAUGAGUCACAUAGUAGUUGGGUAAUGGUGGGUGAGCCAACACUGCCAAGCACCACCCACCCCUACAGCUAGACUUGGCCUGACUCUUAAAAUGUUUGCUCAUGUUCUUUGUACCCAGGCCUGUGUGUGUGUGUGUAGUUUGUAUGUUCAUGUUUUUCUGUGCGUUUGUGUGGUACCAAAAGAGUAGAAUGUUUUGGGCAGAAGAAAGAGAGAGAGAGAGAGAGAGAGAGAGAGAGAGAGGGAAAGGGAAAGGUGGGUGUUUUGUUUCAAUCUGUCAGCACAUUUCUUGGUCAGCUGCCCAGGCUGCCACUUUACCCUCCGAAACGUUGAAAAGCCCCGUAAAGAAAAAUGUUUUAAAAGCAAGGGAAAAAGGGAAAAAAACAGUUGCCAGUUGUGGUUUAUGAGCUGUGCUCCUGUAUUCCAUCUGCGAGCCACCGUCCUCAGCCCCCCUGACCAGGGAGCACAGGAAUACACAUGUAUUCUUUUAAAUGCAUUGAAUGCUUUUUACAUGUAGUACAGGAGGAUAGGCCAUUUUAAGAGCACGGCAUUACGUAAUCAUACUAGAUAGUGUCAAAUAUGCAUGUGUGGGUCCAUAUAGACACCAACAUGCGAAAGCUAUUCUGAGCCAUAAGAAGCCAGAGGGGAACACUGCGUAAUGCAGCAGUUAUUAUUUACAGUCCAUGAUUUUCUGGUCAAUCUGAAUGUUUGUGGUCAUUUCAAUGAUUAAGGUGAUUUCUUUCCUACCUUUUCUCUCCCCCAAAUUCUUUACUUCACUUUGCGCACACACACACACACAAUCUGUCUCUCCUCAUCUUUCCGCCACACACACCUCUCCCUCCAUCCAUCCCUCC